UCUGUUCUGAUGACCCCGCUUGCUACGGGUUGUGGGAUGGUGAGCUCCACGCGUUGGGCGGAGCAGACUGUCAUCGCUAUGAAGUACUUCGUUGAAGCGGUCGAGAAGCCGGAGGUGUGGAGGCGUAUGACUUGGGAGGACGUGUUCCGGAAAGAGGUCGAGCUCAAUGCAACUUGGGAGACUGGUUGUGAGUUAGUGACUGUUGUGGAAGUGCUUGGUUCAUGA
Molecule: messenger RNA, 225 nt
Organism: Pseudocercospora fijiensis CIRAD86
Lineage: Eukaryota; Fungi; Ascomycota; Dothideomycetes; Mycosphaerellales; Mycosphaerellaceae
Exons: 1
Source: RefSeq, a predicted model, not a curated record